GAAGGCCAGGAGAGGAAGAGCCUGAUGACGUAGGCAGGAGACCAGGCAAGCCCGGAAGGCCAGGAGAGGAAGAGCCUGAUGACGUAGGCAGGAGACCAGGCAGGCCCGGAAGGCCAGGAGAGGAAGAGCCUGAUGACGUAGGCAGGAGACCAGGCAGGCCAGGCGAAGAAGAACCUGAAGGUAUUAAGAGAAGGCCAGGCUGGCCAGGUGAAAAGGAACCUGAAGACAUUAAGAGAAGGCCAGGCAGGCCAGGUGAAAAGGAACCUGAAGACAUUAGGAGAAGGCCAGGCAGGCCAGGUGAAAAGGAACCUGAGGACAUUAAGAGAAGACCGGGCAGGCCAGGUGAAAAGGAACCUGAAGACACUAAGAGAAGGCCAGGCAGGCCAGGUGAAAAGGAACCUGAGGACACUAAGAGAAGGCCAGGCAGGCCAGGUGAAAAGGAACCUGAAGACAUUAAGAGAAGGCCAGGCAGGCCAGGUGAAAAGGAACCUGAGGACACUAAGAGAAGGCCAGGCAGGCCAGGUGAAAAGGAACCUGAGGACACUAAGAGAAGGCCAGGCAGGCCAGGUGAAAAGGAACCUGAGGACACUAAGAGAAGGCCAGGCAGGCCAGGUGAGGAAGAACCUGAAGACAUCCAGAGAACACCAAGCAGGCUAGGUGAGAAGCCAGGAGAUGAAGAACCUGAGUAUGUGAGGAGGACAGGUUUGCCAGAUGAAGAAGAACCUGGAGAUAUUGUGAAAAGACCAGGCAGGCCAAGUAGACCAGAUGAGGAAGAACCAGAAGAUUUUAAAAGAAAACCAGGCAGGCCAGGUGAAGAACCAGAGGGUAUUAGGAAGAAACCAGGAAAACCAGGUAUACCAGAUGAGGAAGAGCCUGAGGAUAUUAAAAUGAGACCAGGCAGGCCAGAUGAUGUUACAAGGAGGCCAAGCAGACCAGGUGAAAAAGAACCUGAGGAUGAGGAUGAACCUGAUGAUGAAGAAAGGAGACCAAAGAGACCAGGUUCAAAAGACACUAUUACGAAAAGAUCAGGUAAACCUGUUAGCCCAGGUGAGGAAGACCCUGAAGAUGUUAAGAGGAGACCAGCCAAACCAGGAGAGCCUGGUAAGAUGGAUGUAACAGAACCUGAAGAUGCUAAUAAGAAACCAAGCAGAAAACCUAGCCGGCCUGGUGAAAGGGAACCAGUAACUCCUACUAGAAAACCUAGUCGUCCAGGUGAUAAGGAACCAGUGACAACUGGUAGAAAACCUAGUCAACCAGGUGAGAAGGAACCAGUGACACCUGGUAAAAAACCUAGCCGUCCUGGUGAGAAGGAACCAGUGACACCUGGCAGAAAACCAAGCCGUCCAGGUGAGAAGGAGCCAUCCCCAUUAGUAAGAAAAUCAGUAGAUAGGGAACCAGGAGUGACAAGAAAACCAAGUAAGACAGGAGAGCCUUUGAAGGACAGAAGAACACCUAGCAGAUCAAGUCUUGACAGAGAUGAUGACGUUACCCGGCGAAGGAUAUCAUCAACUCGUAGAUCCCCAUUCACAGGAAGGGAGGGCACCCCAGAAUCUGAUGACCUGCGACGAAGGGUUUCCCAUCCAAGGAAGAAUUCUCUUGAUUAUACUCACGGUCGGAGACCAAGCCCUGACAUUGAAGGCAGGACUUACAGCACUCAGAGCCUUUCUGGAGUGUCUACUACAAGCUCUGUCCCAAGUUACAUGAGGCCCCGAGGCGAAUCUUGCAAUUGCCGUCGCCAUACACCUGAAAGAGACAUUCAUGAAAUUGAAGACUCCAUCCUCAACUCUUACAAGUAUACACGAUGCACCAAGAAGAUCACCAAGCCACCUGUCACUUACAACUACACUUACACAAUUUCACCAGAUCCCUCAGCUGGAGGAGGUGGCGGUGGUUCUUAUUCAGUAUACUUUGGACCAAAAGACAAACCUACCCCUACUCAUGCAGCUGGGUUGCCCACUCGAGUUUCUCCAGCAAGAGAAACUCCGCAAGAUGAUCCUUCUCGCCAGCCUGAGGAUAAAGAUCGUCCAAGGGAUCAAGCCCACGAUCCAUCAGAUAAACAUCGGCCUGAUGACAAGGGUCGUCCUGACCGCCCCGAUGACAAAGAUCGUCCGGGAGUAACUUAUUAUUAUGUAGAUAAAUUUGGACAUCGUGUGCCAGUUCCUGAAGGAGAACAUCCAGAUGACAAGAGUCGUCCUGGUCGCCCUGAUGACAAAGAUCGUCCAGAUCAGCCUAAUGACCAGGGUCGUCCUGGCCACCCAUCAGACCGCCCUGAUGACAAGGAUCGUCCAGCUCGACCUUCAGAUCGUCCUGAUGAUCAGGGCCACCCUUCAGAUCGCCCAGAUGACCAGGAUCGUCCAGGAGUUACCUAUUAUUAUGUGGACAAGUUUGGACAUCGUGUACCCGUCCCAGAAGGAGAACAUCCAGGUGAUAGGCGUGGUCCUGAGCGUCCUGAUGACCAGGGUCGUCCUGGCCACCCUUCAGAUAGGCCAGAUGAUCAAGGUCGUCCAGGCCAUCCCACAGAUCGUCCUGAAGACAAGGAUCGUCCAGGCCGUCCUUCAGAUGACCAGGGUCAACCUGGGCAGCCUUCAGAUCGUCCAGGAGUGACUUACUAUUAUGUGGACAAGUUUGGGCAUCGUGUUCCAGUCCCAGAAGGAGAACGUCCAGGUGAUAGGCGUGGUCCUGAGCGUCCUGAUGACCAGGGUCGUCCUGACCACCCUUCAGAUAGGCCAGAUGGUCAAGGUCGUCCAGGCCAUCCCACAGAUCGUCCUGAAGACAAGGAUCGUCCAGGCCGUCCUUCAGAUGACCAGGGUCAACCUGGGCAGCCUUCAGAUCGUCCAGGAGUUACUUACUAUUAUGUGGACAAGUUUGGGCAUCGUGUUCCGGUCCCAGAAGGAGAACGUCCUGGUGACAGGCGUAGUCCUGAUCGCCCUGAUGACAAGGGUCCUGAACAUCCUGAUGAUAAGGAUUAUCCAGGCCGCCCAUCCGACCGCCCUGAUGACAAGGAUCGUCCUGGAGUUACCUAUUAUUAUGUAGACAAGUUUGGGCACCGUGUGCCAGUCCCAGAAGGAGAACGUCCAGGUGACAGGCGUAGUCCUGAUCGCCCUGGUGAUCAAGGACGUCCAAAACAUCCUGAUGACAAGGAUCGUCCUGACCGCCCUGACGACAAGGAUCGUCCUGACCGCCCUGACGACAAGGAUCGUCCUGACCGCCCUGAUGACAAGGAUCGUCCAGGAGUUACCUAUUAUUAUGUGGACAAGUUUGGACAUCGUGUGCCGGUCCCAGAAGGAGAACGUCCAGGUGACAGGCGUAGUCCUGAUCGUCCCAAUGACCAGGGUCGUCCUGGCCACCCUUCAGAUAGGCCAGAUAAUCAAGGUCGUCCAGGCCAACCCACAGAUCGUCCUGAAGACAAGGAUCGUCCCGGCCGCCCUUCAGAUCGCCCUGAUGAUCAGGGUCAACCUGGGCAGCCUUCAGAUCGUCCAGGAGUGACCUAUUAUUAUGUAGACAAGUUUGGGCAUCGUGUUCCGGUCCCAGAAGGAGAACGUCCUGGUGACAGGCGUAGCCCUGAUCGCCCUGAUGACAGGGAUCGGCCAGGCCGCCCUUCAGAUCGUCCUGAUGAUCAGGGACAACCUGGCCAGCCUUCAGAUCGUCCGGGAGUGACUUAUUAUUAUGUGGACAAGUUUGGACAUCGUGUGCCGGUCCCAGAAGGAGGACGUCCAGGUGACAAAGGUCAUCCUGAUCAGCCUAAUGACCCGGGUCGUCCUGGCCACCCAUCAGAUCGCCCUGAUGACAAGGGUCGUCCAGGUCAUCCCUCAGAUCACACAGACAAACAAAAUCUCCCAUCAGGCAGAAGUGACGGUGUUACCUAUUAUUAUGUAGAUAAAUUUGGACAUCGAGUGCCAGUUCCAGAGGGAAGUCAUCCUGGCACUGGAAAGGAAGUAACAAAGCAUGAUGAUGUGGUGAAAGUAGACAAAACUCACCACACUAGCCACCAUCAGGCCACCAGUCAGAGGUUUACCUCACACACUUCACACACAGCCCAACAGACAUCUCAAGAUAUUACUCAAGCCACACAUGAAUCACACAGCAAUCAACCCCAGACAACUCCAGAGGGAGAUGUCAGGGGGAGAGAAACACAACAGACACCAGACAGAGACACACGACCUACUCCAGAUAGGGACACAAGACCUCCAGCAGAUGGGACAGCUGAUGUGACAUAUUACUACGUCGACCAAUAUGGACAUCGUAUAGCUGCUUCGGAGUAUGACAGGCGUGACAAAUCCACAGCAUCAACAGUCAUUCGUGGGAAGAUGCAACCCGCUACGAGCAUCACUCGUGGAGAUUACCUUGGUUAUGAGCAUGAUGACAAGGGUAGAAUUCUGACUUCUCCUGAGAGACAGUUGAUCACAGAUCAUGGUAAUCGACUUUUAAUGACUGACCAUAGUGGUCACUUGGUCUCGGGCCACACAUUUACUACCAUUGACGGACGUCCAACGCACGACCUUCCCGCCGGGUACAUCAGACACGAGCAUGAUGGCGACGGGUCGUGGCGGGUCGUCGGCGGCCGUGAUGCCCACAUGACGUCCACCAGCUGGGAACAGGACCAGCUGUCUGCGAGUGAGCGCCGCUCGCGUGUGGUGACGUCAUCCUCGAGUGCGACCGUCGAGCACACAGGCAGCUCCACCUUCAGCGUCAGCCGCGAGGGAGACGACGCCGGAGAGAUGAGGGAGGGACGCAGCUUCCUCGAGGACCGGUCAAAGGUCACGGGAUUCUCCGAUGUGCUGUCUCGCAUGGGCGCCACCGAGGCCGUUGACUCCGAGGCGAAGGUGACCUCAGACGACCAGGCGCGCUCGCUCCUCAACCGGUUCCUCGGCGCGCAGGUCCUCAUGUCAGGCGUGGAGUCCAUGAUGGCCUCCUCCUCCAUCUCCGAGUCAUCCAAGAUGACGACGGACAGCAGCGGCGCCACGACCGUCACGAAGGAGGCCAGUGGUCACAGCGCGAGCACGGCAGCCAAGGACGGUGUCGUGACGGACCACAAGAGCUCCUCCUUCAACACAGGACCUCAGACCACCACAGUCUCCGGUUCAGCCUUGGCCUCGCGCAAGGCCCAAGGAGAGGCAGUGGUUGUGGCUGGGGUCAACAUAACAGAGGUCACAGACGAUUUCAAACUUAACCAACUGCUUGACUCCUGCGAUGAAUAUGAGGACCGCAGGAAGAUCAGAAUGCGCCUCAAGGCUCUCGUGGCCGAAAAGAAAGGUCUCCGUGAGGAGCUGAGCGGCCAUGACCAGAGUCGAGGGUCACGUAGUCAGACCUCGACGGCGCAUUCUAGAUUCGAGGCAAUGUCCAAAUCCGCCACUAGUAACACAAAAGACUCUGAUUUGCGUAGCAGUGAGGGUGAGUUGGAACCCAUAGUUUUCGAUCAGUUGAAAGCGUCCCUUGAGGAAUAUAGACAACGCUUUGGUGACGGGGCUUCCUCCUCUGGUGGGACACACGCGGGGGCUAAUAUUUCAGCGCGUGGGUCCUCCUCAUCUUACUCUUUCCCUUCCAGUAACCCUAAGUCGAGUGAGGAGCACAUGUUCGAUUCGGGCACGGAGUCAGGGGACGAUUCGAGUAAAAACCAGGACGAGCUGGCCGUGUUCAUGGAGGGGGUGAGGGCGAACAUUGAGGAGGCCGUUCUCAGGAAUCGCGGGGGGAGUCAGGGACAAACGCACACAGACGAUGAUGAGUUUAGCACCGAGUUGAUAGGCGAAGUUAAUUCAGUGUUAGACAAGUUGAAGACAAAUCUUUCCAAGUCGAAGAGCCAGACGUUUUCUGGCUCUGAGGGUCAGGGGGGACAGGGAACGGAACUGCUCUCGCUCAUCGACCGCCUCCAGACUUCACUUGGAGGUGUCAUGCAGGACCACGAGGUUGAUGAGCAGGGCAGGAUGGCAGACAAAGACGGUAAUGUAGUAGCUCACAAUCAUGAUAGCCAGAUAUGGUAGUGCAGCACAGCCCGGAGAGGAAUGCAAGUGGUGUCAUGAUGUCUAGUUCCUCAGGCAUCUUACAUUCGUCCUCUUAUGCCUCAUCAGGGGCAGGCAGUCCUGCUGUUGUCACAGGAGGACUUAAAUUCACCGUCAACCUUAAUGAAGCCAAAGGUAUUGUAAUGAAAGUGGAUGAAAUGAACCAAGAACAUAGUCAUAGAUCUCGCUCCUCAGACAGUUCGUGCUCAAAAUCACCAAGCAAGACUUACAGGACACACUCAGCUCACUCGACACCUUCAAGCGAUCGCACUUCUCUUGAUAGGCAGGAAAGUCGCAGUGAAGCACGGGUUGUCCUCAGCUCAGCCAUUGGUAAGUGCAAGUCUAGAGAGGAAUUGGUGAGGCAACCGAGCACCGAGCACGAAAACGAGGAGGAAGAGGAGCCAAUCCUGGACGAAGAAGGCAAUCAAAUUCGAGACGGGACACCUGACAGCAGACUCAGUGAUCAGGAAGGAUACCGCAAGAAGGACAGGAAGGAUAUUCCGUGGAAGAUCAGGGCAGCAAAGAAACGUUUUGAGAAGCCAAAUUCAAAAGAGGAAAUCACUAAAGGAGAUUCUGUUGCUGCGCAUUUUGCAGGCACUCACAUUGUUCAGGAACGACAAAAAACUUACCGUGAUUUGUGGCAGCCAAGACCUACACCUUACAAAUUUCAACCCCUUCAAAGUCGUUCACAGAGUAAUGUUAGUGUGAUGAAAGAGAACUGGCGCCAGAUCAUUCAUUCAGGCUCCCUGGAAGAUGUGGGUUUCAUACACAAACCUGUUGUUGCUAAAUCAGGGGGAAUGACAAAGAAGGAAUACAGUAAACUUGUGACAUCAUUUUCAGCAGAGAGUAUCAGUCCUCACAGCCCAGCAACCAACAUGCCAGUGGAGAAACCUGCAAAGCAAGCCAGUCCAGCACGACAGCGAUAAGAUGAUUCAGAAGAUUCAGAUGAUGAAGGCGAAGUCUUCUCGAUCAAGCCUUUUGACAGAGUUGGAACAAAGGCUCAGCUGCCAGGAAUAUUUCACAAACAUCAUGAACCUUCCAUUGUUAAGCCUAGUAGGGUCUUCCAGAAGCUUGAAAAACGUGAUGUAAUGAAGAAGUCAGACUUCUUUGUGGAAAAGGCUCAGGCUCAAUCAGUUGAUAAUGAACAAGACAUUAAGAAACGACAGAGGAGUCCUAAUCUUCAGCUGCAGCAACCAGCUGCACCAGUGAUUCCUCCUCGUCAACAGUUGGCUCAAGGUCCUGCAGUGCCACCCAAGCGACCAACAACCUUGGCCAUUCAACCAACUGUUCCAGACUGUCGACCUCCUGUUGCAGCAGAAGAGCAGGAGACAGAAUUUACAGAGGAACCUCCGCCAUUGCCACAGAGGGGUGAGUGUCCUCAGCCACCACCAGUCCCACAGCGAGUGGAUUCUGGCUCGGCAGAAUCAAUAUACAAACCUUGUCCUCCUGCACCUGUGUACCAGUUCAUUGCAGAAAAGCAACAAGGCUACCUGUUAUCAAAGUCAAAGUCUACUCCCUCUAUGCCACCAGGAACCACAGAAUUCUACAGACCUCUUGGUAACUUGGCAAGUAAACGCAAGAAGAGUUUUGAGGAAAAACAGAGACUUGAAGGUUUUUAUAAGAUAAAUGCAGAUAGGGUCGUCAAAGCCAACUAUGUUAGUCGAAUUCAAAACCAGCUGCAAAAGCAGAUAUCUGGAGAAGAGCAAGGAAAUGUCAGCAAAUGGACUGCAUAUAAAGUUUCUCGCACAAAGAGUGCUGGAUCUGUAGCAGGGAUGAUUAACAAACUAGAUAGUAUUGAAAAUGAAAGUGGAGAUUCUUGGACAUACCACCAGCACCAUAACAAAAUGAACCCUGGAACUGCAGGAAAUCCCGGUGAUGAGGAAAAAUCUCUGGCUGAUGAUCCAAGCUCAAAGUUGUUUACUCCCGAGAUGCUAGUCAAGAUUGCUGUCCACAAGGCUGCUAUCAAUAAGCAGCUCAGUUUUGGUGAAGAGCAAAGGAAGACUCAGGCAGUGCGUGCUGGCUCGGCUGAUUCAGACUUAGCAAGCAACCGCGAGAAAGCUAACUAUCGACGUAUGAAUACAGUCGCAGGUACAGAAGUAUCGAGUUCUGAAUCAUAUAAUGUGUGGCAAGGCGUUCACCAGCAUGUUCAGCAGCAACAGAAACUAAGGAAAAGACAAGAGGAAGAAGAGGAGAGGCUACUGGAAUUGCAUCGACAAGAGUCACUAAAGAAAAAGGAAGAAUUAGAACAACAGCAAGAACUGCAAAGGCAGGAAGCAGCAAAGAAAAGGCAAGAGUUACAAAGAAAACAAGAAUUACAGAAACAAAAAGAACUGGAGCAACAGAGGCAGCAGGAAUUACAGAGGCAACAAGAAGCAGAAAGGAAAUUAGAACUGCAACGACAACAAGAGGCACAAAGACAGCUGGAAUUGCAAAGGCAGCAGGAAGCUCAGAGGCAAUUGGAAUUGCAAAGGCAACAAGAGGCACAAAGACAGCUUGAAUUACAAAGACAACAAGAAGCUGAAAUGCAGCUAGAACUGCAACGACAACAAGAAGCAGAGAGGCAGCAGGAGUUGCAAAGACAGCAGGAAGCUCAAAGGCAAUUGGAACUGCAAAGACAGCAGGAAGAGCAGAGACAGCAAGAGCUGCAAAGGCAGCAAGAAGAAGAGAGGCAACGAGAAUUACGGAAACAAGAAGAACUGAAAAGACAGGAAGAACUACAGCGACAACAGGAGGAACUCCAGAAGCAGCAACUAGAGUUGCAGAGACAACAAGAGUUGCAAAGACAGCAAGAACUGCAGAGACAAAAGGAAGUGCAGAUGCAAGAACAGAUGCAAAAGCAGAGGGAAAUACAGAGACAGCAAGAACUUCAAAGACAGCAGGAAGCACAAAGACAGCUAGAAUUUCAGAGGCAGGAAGAACUCAGGAAGCAACAGGAAAUACAGCAGCAGCAAGAAAUGCAGCGCCAACAGGAAAUUCAAAGGCAGCAAGAAUUGCAAAAGCAACAAGAAUUACUAAGGCAACAAGAAGAAGAAAGGCAAAGGGAACUGGAACAGAAACAGGAAAUGUUGCAGGAACAGCAGCUACUGAAGGAACAGCAAGAACGCCAGAUCAAGAUGCAGCAAGAGCAAAUACUGCUUCAGCAACAACAGAUAUUAGAACAGCAGAGGUUAAUAAAGGAGCAGCAAGAAAAGCUUCAGAAUCAGCAGAAGCUUCAACAACUCCAGCAAACACAGCAACAGCAAGCUUCAACAACAUACCAAAGUCAGAGUACAGUGCAGACGACUGUCUUCCAAAAGCAGAAUCAGAGCUCAGUACAGGCAGCAUCUAUAGCACAAAAACAGACGUCUCCACCACAGCAAGCCGUUUUCCAACCAGGAAAGCCAUUAAGUGCCGUGCAACAAGCUGUGCUUGAUGAAGAAUCACACAAGGUAGCUGGAUCUACCUCAACAACAAGCACAAUUUACCAGAGGCAGAAGUCUCAGGAGGGUGUUCGCCCAGGUGCACGGCCACUCACCAAAGUGCCCGUCACACGGCAGGGCAGCAUCGAGGGCGCCGCAGGGCUGGUCACCGCGGCACUCACCCGUCAUCAGUCUCGUGAAGAGCUUGUUCGCCGAAGGAGUCUCUCUGCUUCAGGCAGGACCGGUAGUCAGAAUUCCGUUGGCCGUGUAGAUAGUGAAGAAGGUUACUGUGAUGAUUAUGCAGAGGCGAAUGAUGAUGAGGUGUUUGUGGAGUGUUCCCAGGCUAAAGUACACCAUGGGGCUACUGUAGGUGGUGUGAAUGGCACACCUUUCAUUGCUCAGGUUAUUGGUCCUGUUACUUCUCCACCAAUUCAAGUACAGUCUCCAAAAGUUCAGUUGCCACCUCAGCCAGUCCAGAUGCCACCACAGCCAAUCCAGAUGCCACCACAGCCAGCCUCCAGAUGCCACCACAGCCAGUCCAGAUGCCACCUCAGCCAGUCCAAGUACAACCUCAGCAAAUACAUAUGCAACUUCAGCCUGUCCAGAAGCAGUCACCAGUCCAAGCUCUGCCAAAAUCACCUCAGGAGAAGCCAGGACUCCGCCGUGUACAGAGUCAGAAGGGUUCCUCAGGCCAUGGUGCAAAAGGUAACAUCACCAGACAUGGAUCGCUCUAAGAGCUCUUCUGUUUCCUCCCUGCCGGAAAGAGCACAAUUACCCACCCAGAAGAGAGUCAGAGCUUUCAAUAAGAACUUCUCCUUCGAUCAGGUAUCGUUUGGGAGCCAGAGUUCUUCUGUAUCUUCACUGCCAGACUCACCAAAAUCAGUUGAAAGUCCUGAAGUAACAAGAAAGGGUAUGUUUGGCAGCCGAACCUCUGCAUUUAAAGAAACUGAUAGAACGAAGAGUUGCUCUGUUACAUGUUUGACUGAAAGCUCUAGUAGUAUGCAAAAGUCUUCUGUAAAGGUUGUUGGUGCUGCUUUCACUCCUGCAACACGUGAUACUUUUCGUGCAAAGAGUUCUUCAGUCUCUACUUUGCAGGAGGAUACAUCAGCAAAACCUAUAGUUCAGAACAUCAAUUCUCAGAAUGUUGGACUUGGUAGGCUGUCGCAAUCACUAAAGAAUGUUGCUGGAUCAGAAACAAAGGAACAGAGCACAUUCCUUCAGCAGACUAAUCUAGGUGGAGCUAAUGUUGCUCCUUCAAGGCUGAAAGCAACAGAUUAUGUUGUUCCACCACUUCCAACAACUGCCAUGCGUCAGCAGCAGCUUCGGGAACAACAGGCUCGAGAACAGCAACAACAGCAGCAUAAAAAGGUGUCUCGUUGGAACAGUAAUCCUGACAAUACCAUGAAACCCAAAGGAAGCGAAUUUAAUGCCCCCCCUCUACCAACCACGAACUUUGCUCCUCAGCAGGGAGUGUCAAGAUGGGGCAGUGUCCCAGACUCUGUGUCGAAACCUAAACCUUCUGACAAUAUAGCUCCAUCUCAUCCUACAUCCAGUGACCAAGGUCGUCACCAACGCACUCAAUCGUUAUCAUCCUCUCAGCCGUCAGCCAUUCCCCCCUCUGUCUCUGGACCCCCAUUCACAACAAAUACCAACAACGUUGCAUCUGCAGCUCAUAAAUUUGACCAGACUGCUGCGUCAUCAAAAACCACAGGUGCGUCCUCAAACUUAGAACCAAUUAGAGAAUCAAUUCAGCUCAGUUCUCAAGGUAAGGUUACAAGCAUGUGGGAAACAGCAGUCUCUUCGUCAACAUCAUCUUCAUCUUCCAGUAAACCCUGGAAAGAAGGUGUAGCUGCAGACGUAUCAGGUCGAUUUGUCCAAAAGAGUAAGGAAAAACUAUUAGAAGGGAAAAGUCAACCUAAAGAGAAUGAAACUAUUAUUGAAAACAAAGUGCAAAAGCAAAUUAAAUCACAAGUAAUGGUAGGGCAGAAAACAAAUAUCAGUAGUAGCACAGUUACACAGGCAGAAGCUGAUGGUAAGGGAUGGGCAGGUCGAGUUGGUAAAUUGAAAGUUGAUAAAUGGGAAAAUGCUGCCUCAAAAGAGGAAGUCGUUAAAGAAAAGUCUGACGUUAAAAGAAUUGGGAAAAACAAAAUAGAUAAAUGGGAAACUGUCAGUAAGGAAGAUCGCGUUUACGAAAAUACUACUGUGAUAAAUACCGAGGUAGUUAAAAUGAGAAAUAAGGAAAAGAGGGAGAAAUGGGAAAAUUUAGCUUCAGGAGAAUCAAUAGCAGUUACCAAGGAGCGAGAAGAGAGGGUUAAGCGAUUAAGCAAAGAGCAAAUUCUACAGUGGGAUGGGGGGGUCCCCAAAGCUGAAGAGGGUUUAUCAGUUGAGGGUAACCGUGUAAAACGACUCAGCAAAGUGCAAUGUGAGAAAUGGGAAGCUGGAAUGAGUAUGAGCGAUAAAACCGAUGAGGAGAAAGCAGUACCGUGGAAAGACCCUUCAACAAUCACUUCACAGGUCAGAAAGGAAAUUACAAAGUUUGAGGAUGGAGGGAGCACAGGAUCUCCAUGUGACUCCAGGGAAGCAUCUCCCCCACCCAGAGGUGUUGUGCGAAGAUCAAGUUCAGGUUUGAUCAAGAAGACUUUAGCUGCUUUUGAACAGGGCUUGCCUGACAGGAAUGAAGCAGAACUGACUCCUUCACCCGGUCUUAGGCAUUCAAGUUCUGGUUUAGUCAAGAAGAAUAUCGCCGCUUUUGCUGAUAUGACAGAACCUGAGGUUUCAGAGUCGUCCAGUGCGGUACCGCUACGGCACUCCAACUCUGGAAUCAUUAAGAUGGGUCUGGCCAAGUUUGAGGGUCAGGGCACCCCGGACUCUCCUGCCGACCCUGAGGCAACAUUCUUGGAGAAACGACGAAGCUUCCACGAUGCGCACACUGAACGAUUCUCUGCUCUCGUGGAGAAAACUGAACAAGGAGGAACUGUCCAGUCCGUCAGCCUCAAGAUCCCUGUGGAUCUUUUGCAAGCAAAGCAAAAGAGACCUCAGAGUCUCGCCUUCUAUCCUGCUAAUACUAAACCAGAACCCGCAACAGCAGCUAAUAUACCAUGGGGUAAAGAGCCUAAAAAACGGCAGACUCCAUCAUCUAUUACUCCAAAUGCUGUUUAUGCACAAGGACAGUAUGAAGCCUCCAUGUCACCCGAAAGUGCGGAAAAGAAGCGUAGGGAAAUAGCUGCAUUUUUCCAGCAGUCUAGUCAACAGAUAACUCAUAAGUUAGAACAAAAGUCUUCUGUAGUAGUUAGUUCAACAGUAAGUAAAACAAGCACCGACCAUGAUGAAUUAGCAGAUUCAUGGGAGGAGCUUCUUCAGGGGACAGAGUUAGACACUUCGAUAGAUCAAGCAUUCUCGGAUGCACUCCUUAAAGAUUUAGAUAUUGUAGAGGACGAGGGUUCACCCGGGUCAGAGUCCCAUCGCCGAGCUCAGAGUGAGGGUGUAGUGGAAACUUCUGACGAUGAAAUGUCUGAAGUGGCACGCGAAGCUAAGACUAUGCGUUCGCAAACGUUUCAAGAGUUCUCAAGUCUAGUGGUGGAAGGUCAGAGUGUACAAAGCCAAAGUGAGAGUGAAGACCUCCGUCGACAGGUCCUCACUCAGACACAUUGCCUCAGUCAACAAGCAGUUGGUAGUGUCGAGAUCAGUUCGACCUCUGAGGGGCAAGAAGUGCACUUAAGUGACACUUCGGAGCAGGGUGGGGAGGGUGAGCCUCGGGGUGAAGGUGGAGACGAUAGCAGUAGUGAAGCUUCUCUAGGAGACUCCAAGACUUCUUCCACUGUGUCACCCUUCGGCGUGUCCCGCACCUCCAAUACAGAAUCUCGAAGCUCCAGCCAAGUCAAUGUCCAAAAGAGUUCCUAUUCCUCAUCCAGCUCCUCCUAUAAGACUUCCUCCUCCAUGAGCAAAGUUGACAGCAAAAAGGUUGUGUCCCCAUUUGACAAGUUCAAGCAAAUGGACUCGCAAACCCCCCGCACACCAAACUCUAAGUCGAAGUCUGCGGGUGGUGGCCCACUUUUCCAAUUAUCCAGUCAACUUGGUCGCAGCGCCUCAGGGGUGAAGGAUAUGCUGCUGACGUGGUGCCAGUGCCGCACCCGCGACUAUAAGGGAGUAAAGAUUGAGAACUUCAGCACAAGUUGGAACGAUGGUAUGGCCUUCUGCGCUCUCAUCCACCACUUUUACCCAGAUGCCUUUGACUUCGAUAAACUCGACCCCAAGAAUCGUCGUUACAAUUUCGAACUUGCUUUCAGAGUGGCAGAUGAGAAAGCUGGUGUGAUGGCACUCCUUGAUGUAGAGGACAUGGUCAUGAUGAAGAAACCAGACUGGAAGUGUGUCUUCACCUAUGUACAGAGUCUUUACAAGAGACUUAAGGACGAGUGAGAAGAGACAGCCAGAGCUUGUGUAGUACUCUUUCUAACUUUCAUUUUCUCAAAGGUGUAAUUUGAGAAAAUGUACCCUGUGAACUUUAUUUUUAAAGUCUAAGACUUCUGGUUGAUUUCCACUCGUGUCUUGUCCAGUGCGACAAGUGGACACAACAGAUGACUGUGUCACCUUCAUCUUGGGAGUGUCUGCAGCCCGUGUCGUGUGUCUGUCGUCUAAUCAUCAUUUGUUCUUCAUUGUCUCCUAGAUCUGAUACAGAAAAUGCCAUGUAGUUUGUUUUUGUUUUUAGUAAGAUCUAGUAUUUAUUUAUUUAUUGUCCAUAUUCUUCUGGGACCAAAUUCAUGAACAAUCAUCCAGUGGAGUGUGUUCAACGUGAUCGAAAGAAGAAGUUGAAAAAUAUUCAGAUUGUGUUAGUAAAAGAUUCCUCAAAAGUGUAACAAAAUUUGGAAAUCUCAAAGAGCACUUAAGGCCAUAUCAGAGUUCCCUGUGUGCUGACAGAAUGUUGAAAAGUGCUGAGGGGAAAUUCAUCAGUUUUGAUAUCUGAAAAAUAAAUUAAAUACUUUUGUAAAUUCCUAUCCAGAAAUUGCUGAAUAUCCCUUUUGGAGCAUGGGAUGUUUAUAUUACUAUGUGUAAACUCGUUCCAAGACUUUUUUCUUCAUUAUUGUCAUUGAAUUUGUGGCAAGAGGUCUCACGUUCACAUACUCUACGAGUAGUGAAUGUUGUGCUGUGACGUAUGUCUAACAUGUGCUAAACUUUGUUCUCAUAAAGAGCUCAAUAUAUUUGUCUGCAAAGGUAUAUAAUUUAGUUUAGCCUCAUUGAAUAUGAAUAACCAUUAUUAGGGUUAGGGUGAUGCUUUUUAUAUCAAGCUAUUCUGUUCUACAAAUUUUCAGUUUUAUUUCAAAGGUCAUAUGUUGCUACUAUGAUUUAGAUACAUAGAUUUUCUAGUAUAUACUCACUGUGCUACAUAUUUUCACAGUCUAUUAGAUAAUUUUUGCAUUAUUAACAUCAUUACAUAAGUUAUUACAAAAUUUGUUGGUAAUAUUAUAUUUGUUUAUUUAAUACCUGCAAAAAGAAAAACAACUAUAAAAUAUUUAAUGUUUAUUUAAAGAGUCAAAAGUUUAUCAAGUUAAACGUUUUUUUCUGCAAUUUCUUUUCAUAUGUUAAAAUAAUAGUUGAUAAUAUAUAUAGUUUUUUUUUCUACCUUUCGCAGCUAAAUCUAGUAAUUUUGUGCUGUGAUACUAUUGUGACAUAAUCUGGUGCCAAGCAGUGACUUAUAGAUAAGAUUAUUGGUAUAGUAUAUAUUAAGUGACUUAAAUGUUUAAAAGAUAAGACAUUAAAGGGGACAAAGUAAUAGAGAAAUACUGCUUUGCGAAUGGAAUUUACCCCCAAGGUUCCUCUGUUAGGGUAGUGCUUGAGUACAGAAUUCUUUAGCCUUUACAGCACUACUUCCUUUAGUUUUAUGUGGGAUACUCUGUGUAUGUAACAUGUUUUAUAAAGUAUUUCUAACCCGUUUCAUAUUUUAAUGAAAGAUAUAGGAUUAUGGCUUCACAAUAUACCACAAUAAUCUCUUAUAUAGCUAAGAAGGAUCUUCAGUAUGUAUGUUAACGUCAUAUUCGUGUGCUUAAUUACAAACAUUACUAUGCGCUAUUUCCAAGCUUAUGGAGCCUUAUUGCUGAAAAGUUCUAGUAGAAUAAAUGUGAAUAUGA
Penaeus monodon (black tiger shrimp) is the source of this 15516-nucleotide messenger RNA. RefSeq lists its product as uncharacterized. Lineage: Eukaryota; Metazoa; Arthropoda; Malacostraca; Decapoda; Penaeidae. Gene Ontology annotation, cellular component: filamentous actin; microtubule organizing center. Gene Ontology annotation, molecular function: protein binding. Gene Ontology annotation, biological process: actin cytoskeleton organization. The record is from RefSeq and is a predicted model, not a curated record.